AUGUCCCGCUUUGACAUGAAGGAGUUUGGGGCGGCUGGACCGUUUUUGCGCAAAACGGACCUGGAGCAGCUGGCUGUGCAGACGGCAGCUUUAGACGGUAAAAAACGAACAUGGAUCCCCGAUGACAAGGAGGCUUACGUUCAAGUGGAGAUCAAGGAGAUCGACGGCGAUAAAAUCAUCGUUGAGAAUAAACACGGGAAAACCCUGACAGUGAAGCUCGAUGAUACCCAGCAGAUGAAUCCUCCAAAGUAUGACAUGAUCGAAGACAUGGCCAUGCUGACCCACCUCAACGAGGCCUCGGUGCUUUUCAACCUCCGUAGGCGCUAUGCUGCCUGGAUGAUCUACACCUACUCCGGCCUCUUCUGCGUGACGGUGAACCCAUACAAAUGGCUGCCUGUCUACACCGCCCCUGUGGUUGCUGCCUACAAAGGCAAACGCCGCUCCGAGGCCCCACCUCACAUCUACUCCAUAGCAGAUAAUGCCUACAAUGACAUGCUGCGCAAUCGGGAGAAUCAGUCCAUGCUAAUCACCGGAGAAUCCGGUGCUGGCAAAACUGUCAACACAAAACGUGUUAUUCAGUAUUUUGCCAUUGUGGCAGCUCUUGGGGAAACAUCUGCUAAGAAAGGAGGCACCCUGGAGGAUCAGAUUAUUGAGGCAAACCCUGCCAUGGAGGCAUUUGGUAAUGCCAAAACAUUGAGGAAUGACAACUCCUCCCGUUUUGGCAAGUUUAUCAGAAUCCACUUUGGACCCACUGGCAAGCUAGCCUCAUCUGACAUCGAUAUAUAUCUUCUGGAAAAAUCCAGAGUGAUAUUUCAGCAGCCUGGUGAGAGGAGCUAUCACAUCUACUACCAAAUCAUGUCCCAGAAGAAACCAGAACUUCUAGACAUGCUGCUGGUCUCAUCCAACCCCUAUGACUACCACUUCUGCUCUCAAGGUGUGACCACUGUGGAGAACUUGGAUGAUGGACAGGAGCUGAUGGCCACUGACCAUGCCAUGGACAUCCUGGGGUUUCUGCCAGACGAGAAGUAUGGCUGCUAUAAAAUAGUAGGAGCCAUUAUGCACUUUGGCAACAUGAAAUUCAAGCAAAAGCAGCGUGAGGAGCAGGCUGAGGCUGAUGGCACUGAAAGUGCUGACAAGGCCUCCUACUUGAUGGGAGUCAGUUCAGCUGACCUCAUUAAGGGGCUUCUGCACCCCAGAGUCAAAGUGGGCAAUGAGUACGUGGUGAAGGGGCAGAACAUUGAACAGGUUAACUAUGCCGUUGGAGCUCUGGCCAAGGCCACUUACGACCGCAUGUUCAAAUGGCUCGUGGUACGCAUAAAUCGGACAUUGUACACCUCACUGCCACGCCAGUUCUUCAUAGGAGUACUGGACAUCGCCGGCUUUGAGAUUUUCGAUCUCAACAGCUUUGAGCAGCUGUGUAUUAACUUCACUAAUGAGAAACUGCAACAGUUUUUCAACCACCACAUGUUCAUCCUAGAGCAGGAGGAGUACAAGAGGGAGGGCAUUGAAUGGACCUUCAUCGACUUCGGGCUUGACCUACAGGCUUGCAUUGAUCUCAUUGAAAAACCACUUGGUAUUAUGUCCAUCCUUGAAGAGGAGUGCAUGUUCCCCAAGGCCACAGACAGCAGCUUCAAGGCCAAGAUGUAUGACAAUCACAUCGGCAAGUCACCUAACUUCCAAAAGCCGCGGCCAGACAAGAAGCGCAAGUAUGAGGCCCACUUUGAGCUGGUGCACUACGCUGGAGUGGUACCAUACAACAUUAUUGGCUGGCUGGACAAAAAUAAAGACCCCCUGAAUGAGACAGUGGUGGGCUGCUUCCAGAAGUCCGCGAACAAGCUGCUCGCCAGUCUAUAUGAGAACUACAUCAGUUCAGACUCAUCAGGUGACUACAAGACCGGAGUUAAAGAGAAGAGGAAAAAAGCUGCAUCUUUCCAGACUGUCUCUCAGCUUCACAAGGAAAAUCUGAACAAGCUGAUGACCAAUCUUCGCAGCACCCAGCCCCACUUUGUCCGCUGCAUCAUCCCUAAUGAGACCAAGACUCCAGGGAUCAUGGAUGCCUUCUUGGUUCUGCACCAGCUACGCUGCAAUGGUGUACUGGAGGGCAUCAGGAUCUGUCGAAAGGGUUUCCCCAACCGUAUCCUGUAUGCUGAGUUCAAACAACGCUAUCGCAUCCUGAACCCCCAAGCUAUCCCAGAUGAUAAGUUUGUGGACAGCAGGAAAGCUUCAGAAAAGCUGCUAGCCUCCUUAGAUGUGGACCACAGUCAACAUAGAUUUGGACACACCAAGGUGUUCUUCAAGGUAGGCCUGCUGGGCCACUUAGAGGAGCUGAGGGAUGAGCGCCUGGCUAAAGUCCUCACCUUGCUGCAGGCGGUCAGUCGUGGCAAGAUCAUGAGGAUGGAGCGUUCAAGGAUGAUGGAAAGGAAGGAGGCAUUGAUGAUCAUCCAGUGGAACAUCCGGGCCUUCAACACAGUAAAGCACUGGCCCUGGAUGAAACUAUUUUUCAAAAUCAAGCCUUUGUUGAAGAGUGCUGCCACAGAGAAGGAGCUGGCCAAUCUGAAGGAGGAGCUAGCCAAGCUUAAAGAGGCUCUGGAGAAAUCUGAGAUGAAGCGCAAGGAGCUGGAGGAGAGGCAGGUCAGCCUGAUCCAAGAGAAGAAUGACCUGGCUCUGCAGCUGCAGGCAGAGCAGGACAACCUAGCAGAUGCUGAGGACCGGUGUGACCUGCUAAUUAAAACUAAGAUCCAGUUGGAGGCCAAGGUGAAAGAAAUACUGGAGAGGCUGGAGGAUGAGGAGGAGAUGAAUGCCAAUGUGCUGGCCAAGAAGCGCAAGCUGGAGGAUGAAUGCGCUGAGCUGAAGAAAGAUAUUGACGAUCUGGAGAUCACCCUGGCCAAAGUGGAGAAGGAGAAACAUGCCACUGAGAACAAGGUGAAGAACCUGAUUGAGGAGAUGGCAGCUUUGGAUGAGACCAUCCUGAAGCUGACCAAGGAGAAGAAGGCUCUUCAGGAGGCUCACCAGCAGACACUGGAUGACCUGCAGGUAGAGGAGGACAAAGUCAACACACUGACCAAGGCCAAGGCCAAGCUGGAGCAACAAGUGGAUGAUUUGGAGGGCUCUCUGGAACAAGAGAAGAAGCUGCGCAUGGACCUGGAGCGGGCCAAACGCAAGCUGGAGGGUGAUCUGAAACUUUCCAUGGAGUCUGUUAUGGACCUGGAGAAUGACAAGCAGCAACUGGAAGAGAAGCUGAAAAAAAAAGACUUUGAAAUGAAUGAGAUGAGCACAAAGAUAGAAGAUGAGCAAGCCUUGUCCCUACAACUGCAGAAAAAGAUAAAGGAGCUACAGGCUCGUGUUGAAGAGUUGGAGGAGGAGCUGGAGGCAGACAAGGCAUGCAGGGCGAAGGUGGAGAAGCAGCGUGGGGAUGUUGCCCGUGAGCUGGAGGAGCUCAGCGAGCGUCUAGAAGAGGCGGGUGGGGCAACCUCAGCCCAGAUUGAGAUGAACAAGAAGCGCGAGGCAGACUUCCUGAAGCUGCGGAGAGACCUUGAGGAGGCCAUGCUCCACCACGAGGCCACAGCCGCAGCCCUGAGGAAGAAGCAUGCUGACAGCGUCGCAGAGCUAAGCGAGCAGAUUGACAGCCUACAGCGCGUCAAGCAGAAGCUGGAGAAAGAAAGGAGCGAGGCCAAGAUGGAGGCUGAUGACCUGGCCUCCAAUGUGGAGCAGCUGUCCAAGGGCAAGGCCAACUCAGAGAAGAUGUGUCGUCUUUAUGAAGAUCAGAUGAAUGAGGCUAAAGCCAAGGUAGAAGAGCUCCAAAGGCAGCUCAAUGAGACUAACUCUCAGCGGGCCCGUGCUCAGGCUGAGAGUGCCGAGCUGGGCAGGAAGCUUGAAGAGCGUGAAGCCCUGGUUUCUCAGCUCCAGCGCACCAAGAACUCCUUCAUUCAGAAUGCAGAGGAGUUCAAGAAACAGCUAGAGGAGGAGAACAAGGCUAAGAACGCCCUGGCCCAUGCCUUGCAGUCAUCUCGACAUGACUGUGAUUUGCUCCGUGAGCAGUAUGAAGAGGAACAGGAGGCCAAGGCUGAGCUGCAGCGAGCUCUGUCCAAGGCCAAUGCUGAGGUAGCCCAGUGGAGGACCAAGUAUGAAACUGAUGCCAUCCAGAGGACUGAAGAACUGGAGGAUGCCAAGAAGAAGCUGGUGACACGUCUGCAGGAUGCUGAGGAGACAGUGGAGGCUUCCAAUGCCAAAUGUUCCUCCCUGGAGAAGACCAAACAUCGGCUCCAGACAGAGAUUGAGGAUCUGGUCAUAGAUCUGGAGCGUGCCAACGCAGCAGCAGCUGCCCUGGACAAGAAGCAACGCAACUUUGACAAAGUGCUGGCUGAGUGGAGACAAAAGUACGAGGAAUGCCAGUUAGAACUAGAGAGCUCUCAAAAAGAGUCUCGCAGCCUGAGCACAGAGCUUUUCAAGCUGAAGAAUUCAUAUGAGGAGGCCCUGGACCACCUGGAGACCACCAAGCGAGAGAAUAAGAAUCUCCAGGAGGAGAUCGCUGACCUGUCAGAUCAAAUCAGCCAGGGAGGGAAGACCAUCCAUGAGCUAGAGAAGAUCAAGAAGGGCCUGGACAUGGAAAAAAGUGAGAUUCAAGCAGCACUUGAGGAAGCUGAGGCCACUCUGGAGCAUGAGGAGAGUAAGACUCUUCGAAUCCAAUUGGAACUUAAUCAGAUCAAGGCAGACAUUGACAGGAAGCUGGCGGAGAAGGAGGAAGAAAUCGACAAUCUUCGCCGUAACCACCAGAGAGCAUUGGAGUCCAUGCAGGCCACCUUGGAUGCCGAGGCUAAAUCUCGCAAUGAGGCAGUCCGCCUGAAGAAGAAGAUGGAGGGAGACUUGAAUGAGAUGGAGGUGCAGCUGAGCCAUGCCAACAGGCAGGCCGCUGAGUCGCAGAAAAUUCUGAGAAACCUGCAGGUCCAACUUAAGGACAUUCAGUUGGAGCUGGAUGAAACAAUGCACCAGAAUGAGGAGCUUAAGGAGCAGGCGGCAGUGACGGAGCGCCGGAAUAAUCUGCUGGCCGCUGAGGUGGAGGAACUCAGAGCGCUGCUGGAGCAGAAUGACCGUGCCCGGAAGCUGGCCGAGCAUGAGCUCCUGGAGGCCACCGAGAGAGUAAACCUGCUGCACUCUCAGAAUACAGGGCUGAUCAAUCAGAAGAAGAAGCUGGAGAAUGAUCUGUCUGUGCUGUCCAAUGAGGUGGACGAUGCCAUGCAGGAGUGUCGCAAUGCAGAAGAGAAGGCCAAGAAGGCCAUUACUGACGCAGCCAUGAUGGCUGAGGAGCUGAAGAAGGAACAGGAUACCAGCGCCCAUCUGGAGAGGAUGAAGAAGAACAUGGAGCAGACCAUCAAAGACCUGCAGAUGCGUCUUGAUGAGGCUGAGCAAAUUGCCCUCAAGGGCGGCAAGAAACAAAUCCAAAAACUAGAGACCAGGGUGAAAGACCUAGAGAACGAACUUGAAUCUGAGCAAAAGAAGAGCCAGGACUAUCAGAAGGUAGUACGCAAGUAUGAUAGAAGAAUCAAAGAGCUCACCUACCAGACUGAGGAGGACAAGAAGAAUCUGGUCCGCCUCCAGGACCUUAUAGAUAAGCUGCAGGCGAAGCUGAAAAGCUACAAGAGACACGCUGAAGAAGCAGAGGAGCAGGCAAACGCCAACCUGGGCAAGUACAGGAAGCUCCAACAUGAACUUGACGAUGCUGAAGAGAGGGCUGAUAUGGCCGAGUCACAGGUCAACAAGCUUCGAGUUCGCACCCGUGAUCAAGGUGGCAAGCUUGCUGAGUGAUGCAGUGAGGAUGACCUCUGCGGCCAAACAUAUCACAGCCAGCCAGCUGCAACAGCUGUGCAUGACUGUUGAUGCACCUGAAAAGACCGCUGAACCUUCAUAAAUGCCUGCUUUCUUUUUAGCACAGAGACCAUGAGGAUAAAAAUUCAAAGGUCUUUUGGUGUGAUUAGAAUUUAUUAUUUUUCUCAGAAACAGUUGUUUGAAUAGGUAAACUGAACUUCCAUACCAGCGUCAGGGAGAUGGAUGUAGGUGUGAAACUUUGUUGCAGAGGCUUUUAAGAACAUGAAAAACAGAAAUGCAAUGUUUUGAGUUAGUGCAUUUUCUAUACAGUUAGAAACGGCUCAUUACUGAAAUUAACAGAAACACUUUGUGGAUGUAAGUGGUUCUAUACCAACUCAUUUACAACACAACCAUAAUACUUCCAAUAUUCAAUGCCAAGAUAAAAGCUACAAAGACAAUUUUCCUUUAACGAUUUUUGGCAUGAUUUUUAUUUUCAUUUUUUUUUGUUAUGGCAUGAAUUUCAUUUAAUAAAAACUCCAUUAAAUGUUUGUCUCCAAUAAGUUUUCUUUGCAACAAACACCAUACAUAAUGUAGGUAGGGUAGGCUCGGGUAAUAAUUUCAAUAAAAAUUAAUUUAAAAAAAAAAAGAGAAUGGUUUGAGAUAUUCUGACAGACUGUCCCAGCAGGGAAAAAAAGAAUGUUAGGAGAGUCUGACUGAGAUGUUAUAAACAUACCAUAUAAAUGUGAAUUCACACACACACAGAAAAGAAGUGAAUUCAGGAUGCCCCCCCCCCCCAAGAUUUACCCAUUUCUCUGGUAUUCUGCAUCUCUAAACUGUUCAGUGAAAAUGUCCCCCAAAAUAUCAACUAAAAAUAUGCCAACAAUCAGUUUAAAUCUAACGGCUUUUUAUCUUAUAGCGCGCCAUAUUCAUGGUAAGGUUACAUUUCAGUAUGACAAUGGAUCAAAUAAAUCAGGGCUCUUUGCAACCCAACCAAAGUGCAGCCUAAGAAAAAUAUUUUAUAUUUUACAGAGGGAAUAUACUCAGAAAUUGAGAUCAAUAUAUUGUCAGUGCUACAGAAAGCAAUACAGAAGGCAAUCUGAGAAAAAACAAGUAUGGCGCCUCAACAAUUUGUACAGCUGCUUGGGAAAAUGCACACAACAUUCAUGAUGUUCUUAUGACAACAGCCACAUGGUCAUUCAGUGCAGGUGAGUGGCAUUGUCCAAGGAUGAUUGAGCAAUAAUAACGCACCAUACAUACUAGAGACCUUACUCCAUCUAUGAGAAGAACAUCAGGUUAAGAAUAAGAGAAAAAUCGCCUCAGGCAUCGGCCAGAAAAAGGGAGAGUUUGCAAGAGAAGCACUUGCAUAAAGUUCACUGUAAAGCACCACAACUGAUAUGCCAACUGGCUCAAGGUACAUACACAUCCAUAUCAAAAACUUUAAGACAUGUUGACUGACUACUUAAAAAAUUAACAAAGGACUCCUGCUUUAGCAUUUUUUUAGGCAAAUCAAAAGGUUUUGAGAAUCUAGUAGUUGUUAGCAUCAGGGCUGACGUGAUUAAAAAUGCCCUCAAACAUUCAUUCAUGUGAACAGACAAGACUUGUUUGAAGCAGGAGUGAAAUCGGUACACCCCAAUUUUGAAGAGAAGUGGUCAAAUCGGUGUGGUGUCACAAUGAAAUAAUAUGAGGUAGCUCAAGAACUUUUCCAUUCCUUGGGUUCAGUCUAUUUUAAUUGAAGAGAAGAAGAGUGUGAAGCUGUGUCCAUUUCCACAAAAACAUCAGCACAUUCAGGCCUUACACGCCAUGGCCACUUCGCGAUAAACAUUGUUUGCUCUUAAUUUGAACAGAGGUCAGGCAGUACCAUGCAAAAAAAAAAAAAAAACCUUUUAAAGAUUGUCAAAUUCUAGGCUAGUGGUCAUGUUAAUUUGAUGGACCGAAAAACAAUCUGAUGGUGCAACAUGAUUAUGCUGUUGAGCUGAGGUCUACGUUCAGGUUAAAGAAAGUCAUGUGGUGACUGGGACAACAAAAACUGUUAUUUUACACUAGUGCCUGCAUAGUUUUAUUCUUUUACCAAGCUGUCUUUCACAACAUAGAUACAAUUUCCAAUACAAAAUGAAAACAAGGUCUUUUUAUCAAUAAAGUGUUUUUUUUUAAAUAUAUCAAACAAUUUAAACUCUCAUCUGUGCAAUGUUUUAUUCUAGUUUAUCCAGAACUACAAGCUUUUCUCCCUCAAGUUUAAAAAAACAAAAACAACUUAAAAACCUGAAAAUAAAAAGUCCCUAGAUGAAGCACCUAAGCCACAACAGAGUGGAUAGAAUUGGAUGGAGACCCAUGUGAAAAUACAUCAGCAAGUCCACAUGCCACCUAGAUGUAUUGUGUAGAGCCAAAAAGCACCAUUCAGCUACUGUCACCUAAGAGAACAGUCCCUCAAACAGAUAAAAUGAAAAUGCAGUUCUUUCAGAAGACCCCUGUAGAACCCAAUGAUAACCAAUUCUUUCCCUAAAGGUCAGGUGAUGGAGUGAGCUGGUGUGCAGAUAUUCUGUGGGUAGUGGCAGCGUAAGGAUGGCACGGAGCCCUGUCACACACCAAUAGCCUGAGCUUUAGGCUGAUAUCACAUAAAGUUAAAUUGAAGAGAAUUUAAGUUGAAAGUGGAAUUGAUCACAGCCAUGGAAUCGGCAAUCCGUAACAACAUCACGGACCCGGAAGCAAAGCAACUGUGGACAAAGUUUCAGCCUGCCUCAGCAAUGUGAAGCCACCACCACCCAUCAUCAGCAGAGAUGAGAGGAAUGCACCCUCUCAGCAAGGACAAUAACAUCAUCACCCUUGCGGUGGACAAAGGUAGAUGCACUCUUGUAUUAAACCACACAGACUAUAAUGAGAAAGUUAUGACAUUACUUAACGACAUGAAUACUUAUGAACCCCUGAAAUGAGAUCUAGGCAGUGGUUACAAGAAAAAGGUGAUAGAUUGUCUGAAGCUGUUAGAACAGGAGAAUGGUAUUGACAGAAUUUUGUACCAUAGAUUAUACCCAGAGGAAGCUACACCUAGUCUGUAUGGUUUACCUAAGAUAAAACAGGAUGUGCCAUUAUGAUUGUUUGUAUGAUUAACUCAGUGACUUAUAACAUCUCUAAGUUUCUGGCAUCUAUUCUUAACCCGUUGGUAGGCAGUAAUGAACACCACAUUCAGAACACUAUGGAUUUUGUGGAUAAGGUGACGGACAUCAUUAUGGAGGGGGAUGAAACAAUGGUCUCUUAUGAUGUUAAAUCUCUCUUCACAUGCAUUCCUGUUGAUGAAGCAGUGGAGGUAGUCCAUAUGAAAUGACACAAUGACCCCACCCUCAGCAAUAGGACCACCCUUAACACUGACCAAGUGUCUGCUCCCGAAGCUGUGUCUUCAGUCCAUGUACUUCACAUACAGGGGGUCGUACUAUAGACAGAAGCAUGGAUAUGCUAUGGGUUCCCCAGUUUCACCUAUAAUGGCUGACAUAUCUAUGGAGGAACUGGAAAAGAGGACUCUGAUGUCCAAUCCAGGGACACCACCUAGCCAUUGGUUCAGAUUUGUGGACGACACCUAGGUUAAAAUUAAAUCUCAGGAUGUACCACAUUUCACUGGCCACAUUAACUCUGUGGACAACCACAUCAAGUUCACCAGGGAGGAUGUGAAUGACAAGUUAGCGUUCUUAGACUGUGAAAUUGUAAUUGGUGUUGGGGGACAUCUAAAAGUUGAUGUUUACUGUAAGCCAACACACACUGAUCAGUACUUAAGGUCUGAAUCAUCCACUGGAGCACAAACUAGGGAGUCAUCAGGACGCUGUACCAUUGAGCUGACAAUGUCUUCACCGACACAGCGGCCAGGGAAGGGAAGA
Molecule: messenger RNA, 9662 nt
Organism: Lampris incognitus (smalleye Pacific opah)
Lineage: Eukaryota; Metazoa; Chordata; Actinopteri; Lampriformes; Lampridae
Gene: myh7ba
Product: myosin, heavy chain 7B, cardiac muscle, beta a
Exons: 42
Coding region: 1-5802 (1933 amino acids)
Cellular component (GO): myosin complex
Molecular function (GO): actin filament binding; ATP binding; cytoskeletal motor activity
Source: RefSeq, a predicted model, not a curated record